CUCUGAAAUAUGGCUCGUCAGAUUGGAAACCCUUCCUUUCUUAUUCACCCUCAGCUUCCAGAAGCUUUUGGCGGGGAUAAUCUGGGGUGCUGUCCCUAGAUGCUACGCACGUGACCUUUAACUCCAACUUGGAAUCUUCAAUCUCAUCUCGUGCAGUGCGUCAAGGAACCCCACGAACCAACCCAUCACCGCUUCGAAUACUUAGGUACCUACCAGGAACCCCGAUUUUUGGCAUUAUUCAUCCCUUCCGACCUCAAAAAGAAGAUCCCAGACCAUGUCGUCUAUCGCUGAAAUCGAACAAGAGAAGAAGACGUACCAAGAACAAUUCGAUAUCGUUCUUGGUCAGCUACGCGAUGACCCCGAUAACGCAGAGCUCAAAGCUUUAAAGGACGAGUUGAACAGCUUCAUCGAUCUUCUCAAUGAACAAAUUGCUGAGCUCAAGCCUGCCCAGGCGCCCAAGCCCGCCCCCAAAGAACCAUCACCGCCACCUCAGCCCGAGAAAUGGUCUCGCGAGAACCAUCCAGCCUUUAAGAAAGCAGCUCCAGUGGAGGAAGAGAAGCAGGCUCCUGUAAACUACCAGGUCAACGAUACAAUUCUAGCCAAGUGGGUUUCUGGUGACAAGGCUUUCUACCCAGCGCGCAUCACAUCUAUCACUGGAUCCUCAACAGACCCUAUCUACACUGUCAAGUUCAAGACCUACGAUAACACUGAGACCUUGCGGUCUCGCGAUAUUCGACCUGUGUCAAACAAGCGAAAGGCGGACGGUACGCCAACAACUUCAGCACCAGCAACACCUCCAGCCCCUGGGCUGGUUUCAUCAGCGGGCGCGACAGUAUAUCCCGAAGCGAAGAAGGCAUCCGAGCAAGAUGGUGAAGUAAAGCCUCCCAAGGCUAAGAAGAUCAAGGCCAAGAAGGAGCUUGAGAAAAACAAGAACAAGUGGCAAGAAUUCAGCGCAAAGUCCAAGUUUGGAAAGAACCAAAAGAAGGACAGCAUGUUCCGUACUCCAGACGGCGUUCAUGGUAGAGUUGGCUUCACAGGCUCUGGCCAAGCCAUGCGAAAAGACCCCACUCGAAGCCGUCAUGUCUAUCAAAUGAACGAUGAGCUAGACUAAUCACCUUUCUCUCUUGGCAGGACACUCGGUUCGAUACUCAAGAGCACACAGGGGCGUUCGGGAAGUCUCAGAAGCUUAUUGCUUUGUUUGGUAACAUGCCUUGCAUUUGAUCACAGCAGAGGCUAACGACUUAUCUUUCUGGCGUUUAAUCCAGUUCUUCUUCUUCAGACUCAAGUAUAUAGGAGCGACGUGGUCUAUGUUCAUAGACUAGCCGGUGUUAAUUAAAUAAUGUUACAUGAGCAGAGAACACCUCUCCCCCUGGCUUUGAGUGUUUUACUAAAUUGGGCUGACAGGAAUCAUUAUUGUACAAGUUACUCUAUAUUGUUGAUACAUGGCGGCCGAGUAGAAGUUCGGUGGCUAUUUACCACUCAGAUCGAUCUUGGGACAGAUAUCUUGUGCUAUCUUCAAAAAGGCAUUUGCCCUCUCACUCGUAGGUUCUGCCACUACUGUGGGUUUUCCUCUGUCCCCAUCGUCUCCAAUAUUGGGGUGUAAUGGGAUAUCACCUAAAAAGUCGAUCUGGUGCUCUUGACAUAACUUCUCGACCCUUGCAUUGGAACCAAAGAUAUUGGUUUCUCCAUGACAAUGAGGGCAUGUGAACAAGGACAUGUUCUGUACCAAGCCAAGGAUAUUGACAUUGACUGUUUUGAACAUGUUGAUACCUUUGACAGCAUCUUUAGUGGCAAGAGUAUGAGGAGUUGUGACAAUGACAGAGCCUGGCGGUUGUUAGUAGAAACAGACGUGACAUCUCAUAGAAACGCACCAUCCAAAAUGACCUGCUGUGUGAUAGUCAACUGUGUAUCUCCUGUACCUGGAGGAAGGUCUAGGACAAGAACAUCAAGACCACCCCAUUCUACCUCAUGUAGAAGCUGCUGAAUAGCCUUCAUCACCAUGGGACCUCGCCAGA
Molecule: messenger RNA, 2015 nt
Organism: Fusarium odoratissimum NRRL 54006
Lineage: Eukaryota; Fungi; Ascomycota; Sordariomycetes; Hypocreales; Nectriaceae
Exons: 3
Coding region: 275-1111 (278 amino acids)
Biological process (GO): negative regulation of DNA-templated transcription
Molecular function (GO): DNA-binding transcription factor activity
Source: RefSeq, a predicted model, not a curated record